AUUAAAAAAAAAGAAAAUUUAGCACUUCGAAAUUUGAAACUCAAUAUCACCAUAAUCUAAGGAAAAAAAGAGUGGGUUUGAAAUUAAACCGACAAAGAGACAAAAUCAACAAUUUGUAUCCUUUUCCCUGAGCCCAUUAUCCUCUACCUCUGUUACUGUAACUGGCCUUUCAUUAUAAAAUUGAACCCAUCUUCUCAUUGAAACUCAUUCAUACACACUCUUAUAAAAAGCUUAACUUGUUUUUCUCUCUCCUCAAAACCAAAAAUGGCAGCACCAAUUUCACUCUGUGUCUCUUUAGCUCUGCUACUCACAAUUUGCACUGCCUUGGGAGCUACACCUACUAAAAAUCACAGGGGAGGGCUGAUUCCAAAUGGUAACUUUGAAGAGCCACCAAAACAAGUGAAGAAUACCAAAAUCAUAGGGAAAUUCUCCUUACCUAAAUGGGAAAUCAAUGGACUUGUGGAGUACAUUCGCGGUGGACCUCAGCCGGGAGGGAUGUACUUUGCCGUCGCCCAUGGAGUCCACGCUGUGAGACUCGGGAACGAGGCUUCAAUCUCACAGACAGUGCCUGUGAAACCAGGGUCAUUCUAUGCACUGACCUUUGGGGCCUCUAGAACUUGUGCCCAAGACGAGGUCCUAAGGGUCAGUGUCCCUCCUUUUCAGGGUGACUUGCCCAUUCAAACACUUUACAGUAUUGAUGGAGGUGAUACUCAUGCUUUUGGUUUUAAGGCCGUUUCUAAGGUUGCUAAGAUUACUUUCCAUAAUCCUGGGGUGCAAGAAGAUCCUACUUGUGGACCUCUAAUUGAUGCUAUUGCUCUCAAGGAGCUUUUGCCUGUUUACCCUACCAAAGGGAACCUCGUAAGGAAUGGUGGUUUUGAAGAGGGCCCUUACAGGUUGCUCAACUCAUCAAAUGGGAUACUCAUUCCUCCCAAACAAGAAGAUAUCAACUCGCCGCUCCCUGGAUGGAUCGUUCAAUCCCUCAAGGCAGUUAAAUUCAUUGACAAAAGGCACUUCAAUGUUCCGUUUGGCCGUGCAGCUAUUGAGCUAGUAGCAGGAAGGGAGAGUGCCAUAGCCCAGGUUAUCCGCACAAUCCCCAACAAGACAUACAACCUCACCUUCACAAUCGGAGAUGCUAAGAAUGGUUGCAAAGGAUCAAUGUUGGUGGAAGCAUUUGCAGGGAAGGAUACCCUAAAAGCACCCUUCCUGUCCCAGGGUCUUGGGAGGUUCCGAACAGUCAGUAUGAAAUUUAAGGCAAUUUCUCCCAGGACUAGGGUUACUUUUUUCAGCUCCUACUAUCACAGCAGGGCCGAUGGGUUUGGUAUACUUUGUGGUCCAGUUCUUGAUGAAGUUAAGGUUUUCCCUACUGCUUAGAUGGUAGGAGUGUAUUAUGCAAUGUUAUCCCUUCAGCCAUCCUUGUAUAACUUCUUGAGUCUAGUUGAUACUAUGCCUUUUGCUACAGGUUUGGGAUUUGUUAUGCCACUUAUAUUUCAAAGGCAUGCAUUACAGACUGUAGUUUAAGCAAAGACGGUAAUGUACUAAAGGGCAACUGUUAUUUGCUUCUGCUAUUAUGUAGUAACGUUACACCAAUUUGUAGCAGCGAGCUAAUACUAUUCCCCUUAAUAUUC
Messenger RNA from Chenopodium quinoa (quinoa), 1625 nucleotides. RefSeq lists its product as uncharacterized. The coding region runs from base 265 to 1371 and encodes 368 amino acids. Gene Ontology annotation, cellular component: cell wall; plasma membrane. The transcript is spliced from 3 exons. The record is from RefSeq and is a predicted model, not a curated record. Lineage: Eukaryota; Viridiplantae; Streptophyta; Magnoliopsida; Caryophyllales; Amaranthaceae.